AUGAAGAAAGGCGGAGGUGGCGGGCUGGUGGCCAGGACGCUGGACCGCCUGCUGCUCCGGAAUGUCGCACUGGCCUCCGCGCUGGUGCUGCUCGUCAACAUGGUCACGCGGAACCCGGACACUCUGAGCUCAGUGUUCGUGUCCUACCUCUGCAUCUCGCCCCUGACCCGCGCCGGAUUCACGAUGAGCAACAACCUCUUCCUCUCCAACCUCAUCGGGACUGUGAUUGGCACGUUGGUGACGGGCGUUGUCUACGUGGAGCCUGGAGCAGACGAGCAGUUGCUGUGGAUCAAAGUGCCGCUUGCGGUGUCGAUCACGCUCUACGCGUUGCUCGUCGUGCGGCGCUACAGUCCGGGCGACAUCUCGGGAGGCCUGUUCUCCGCUCUCUUCAUUCAAGUGAAGACGUUUGAGUACGAGCCGAUCGAAGACUACAUCGAGGAUCUGCCCCUGCCCAUAGUGACCCCACAACGCCACACAAAAUGGCAGCGCCACGAGGUGGUCAGCACGCUGGUGGUGCGCAUCAUCGCACUCUCCACGUCUGUCGUCUGCGCGUCGCUCGUCAACUUCCUCGUUUCCGGCGGGGCCAUCGAUCGCAUCUUCAAGGCCAGGCUGUACUUCACCGAGAAAAUGAUCCAGAAGGCGUUCAGCAGCAUCAGCGUCGUACCAACGAGCUUCAUCGCCCAGGAGUCCUUCCGACAGACCGUGGCCCUCAUUGAGAGGGAGUGGACGGCGACGCAGAAGACCAAGGACCUGCUCGGCACGAUCCAGCACCGCGCCGAGGCUGUGUUUCGCCUCCUCAACCUGCAAGUCACGCUCUGCCUUCUCUCCCGCGAACCCGGUGUGACCCACGAGGAGGAAGAGGCGUUGAGCACGCUGCUUCGGUACUCGCACGCCUGCAACCUGAUCGGUGACCACCUGACCCCACAACACAGCGGCUGUUUGACAGAUGGGCUGGCAAUCGAGGGGCUCAAGGAGCUGGCGGACAGCAAGACCGUGCCACCGACGGUGGUCCUCUUUGCGCGCAUGCUGCACUUGACCCUCGUAGAACUAGAGCGAACGAGUGUGGACUACCGACGAUCGCCACAUCCCCUGUGGUGGGACUGCAUUCUUUGUCGAUGUCUCCCCGCUGACGUCCCAUAG
Molecule: messenger RNA, 1140 nt
Organism: Acanthamoeba castellanii str. Neff
Lineage: Eukaryota; Discosea; Longamoebia; Acanthamoebidae
Exons: 12
Coding region: 1-1140 (379 amino acids)
Source: RefSeq, a predicted model, not a curated record